AGAGAGCGACCGGGUCGAGUCUGGAUGUGAGGUCAGAGACAUCGGGCAGGGGAAGAAAAUGUCCAAUCAAAGCACCGUGACCGAGUUCCUGCUCUGGAGUUUCUCGGACAUUCGGGAGCUGCAGGUUUUGCACUUUGUGGUGUUUCUAGUCAUGUACCUGGCGGCUCUGGUGGGGAACCUUCUCAUCAUCUCAGCUGUAGCCCUCGACCACCAUCUGCACACCCCCAUGUACUUCUUCCUGGGAAACCUGUCCAUCCUGGACCUCGGAUUCAUCUCCGUCACCGUCCCCAAGUCCAUGGCCAACUCCCUCCUGGGCACCAGCUCGAUUUCUUAUUCUGGAUGCUUCACCCAAGUCUUUUUCCUGCUCUUCUUCAUCGGAGGAGAUUUUUUCCUUCUCACCGUCAUGGCCUACGACCGCUACGUCGCCAUCUGCCAGCCGCUGCACUAUCGGAGAGUGAUGACCAGGAGAUGCUGUGUCCACAUGGUGGCCAGUGCCUGGAUGACUGGUAUUCUCAAUUCUGCCCUGCACACGGGUAGCACGCUGGCUGUCUCCUUCUGCAAAGGCAACAGAGUGGAUCAGUUCUUCUGUGAAGUUCCCCAUCUCCUAAAGCUAGCCUGCCCUGCUUCCUACCCCAAUGAAAAUGGCCUGCUUCUAUUUAGUGCCUGCUUAGUCUUAAGCUGCUUUGUGUUAAUAAUUGUGUCGUACAUUCAGAUCUUCAGAGCGGUGCUGAGAAUCCCCUCGGAGCAGGGCCGGCACAAAGCCUUCUCCACCUGCUUCCCACACCUCGCCGUGGUCUCCUUGUUUAUUUCCACUGGCACCUUUGCCUACCUGAAACCCACCUCUAGCUCAGCCCCGGGGCUGGAUCUGGUGGUGGCUGUUUUCUACUCCAUCCUUCCCCCAGUGAUGAAUCCGGUCAUCUACAGCAUGAGGAGCAAGGAGAUCGAAGCGGCCCUGAGGAAACUGGUGGGGUGGAGGCUGGCCCCUAAGAGUCAAAAUCCCAUCACUUCCUGA
This is a messenger RNA of Pelodiscus sinensis (Chinese soft-shelled turtle), 1012 nucleotides long. The record is from RefSeq and is a predicted model, not a curated record. Lineage: Eukaryota; Metazoa; Chordata; Testudines; Trionychidae.